This is a messenger RNA of Chionomys nivalis (European snow vole), 3705 nucleotides long. RefSeq names its product SLAIN motif-containing protein 1. The transcript is spliced from 34 exons. Gene Ontology annotation, cellular component: cytoplasm; microtubule plus-end. The coding region runs from base 884 to 2836 and encodes 650 amino acids. NCBI's taxonomy places the organism in Eukaryota, Metazoa, Chordata, Mammalia, Rodentia, Cricetidae. The record is from RefSeq and is a predicted model, not a curated record. Gene Ontology annotation, biological process: cytoplasmic microtubule organization; microtubule nucleation; positive regulation of microtubule polymerization.
AAAGACCUCAAAUGGGUCACAGUGUUGGAUAAAUGUGUGUAGGCUUGGUAGAGAGAAGAAAAAGAGUACAUAGCAUUAUAAAAAGAAGUAAAUCAUUUUUAAAAGAUAAAACAAAAUCUUUAAAGAGACAGAGUACAGAUAGUCAUAGAUUAAAAAGAGUAAAGAAAAACAUGCCAUGUAAAGAUGGAAAAUUCACAGAGAGUCUGGAUUAUGUAUAUUAUUGUAUUUUUCUUUGAACUUUUUGACUGUGAAAGAGUUAAGCAACCAACAGAUAUACUUUAUAUGUAUCUUGACUUCAGAAUUUGAGUCUAAGGAUAUGUUACUUUGGAAAAGAGGUUCUUCUUUUGUUUCCACAGAGGAUGAGAACCUGUGGAAUCCUUCCAGACUAAUGUGGUUUGAUGAUCCUUCGCGGUUCCUGCUUUAGGAAAAAGUCUGCCAGACAUUCUGCAGGACACACAAAAAAGUGACUGACAAACUACCAAAAUAGGCAGACCUGUCUUUGAAAUUUCCUGCUUCAUAGAAGAAAAGGGGAGGUGAUGUAGAGAAAACUAAACACUGAGAGAAAGGAGGGAGGAACAAGAGAGAAGCCAUGUAGCCCCGCCAGAGAUAAAUGUCGGAACUUUUCCUGGUGGUCAUUAUGGCGAAUAGGAAGUGGCUGAUUUAUUUCAUUUGCCUCUCCCCGUGGAUGACCCACUCAGUCUUCCUUGUUUACAAACUCCAGGAGGGUCAUGCAUGGUUCACAAGUGAUUAACAGACCGUGAGAGCUGACUCCUGUUGAGUCAACAAGGCCCAGGAUGGCAGGCGAAACAAUAAAGGCAUAAAGAGUUAUUGAGUACCAGUGGAGUCGGGCAAUGAUUUAACAUGAUCUUCACUAGAAUCCAGCAUGUCGAAUUUUUCUUCGAGAAAAAAGUCUCCUACUGGAAACGAUGCGAAGAGCACCCAGGGGGCUGCACUAAGACAACAGGGCUUUCAUGAUGUGAACAAAAGAAGGGCUUUCUUGCAGGAUAACAGCUGGAUAAAGAAACGUCCUGAGGAGGAAAAAGAUGAGAAUUAUGGCAGGGUGGUGCUCAGCCGGCAUAACUCCCAUGAUGCCUUGGACAGGAAAAUAGCUGUGAGAGAUGAGCCAAAAGCCACGAUUAGCCGGUACAGAUCUGAUGACGCUCUGGACAGAACACUGUCCACCCUUAGGACACCAGAAGCAACCAAGAUGCCAGCUGGUAGCUCCUUCCCCACCACCAUGGCUUCCACACCUGCUACCACCCCUGUGAAGAAAAAGAGACAGUCCUGGUUCCCACCACCCCCUCCUGGUCACAGCACCUCUCCAAGCCCAGGAACGAGCGGAAGGGAUCUAGCCGUUCACCCUCCGAUACCUCCAAAACCCCGCUCUCCCAUUGCAUCUCCUAAACAAUUGAGACAGAAUAACAGACAGAUACAUGCUGCUACAUCAGGUGCAUACGGAGAAGCCAAUAGACAUCUUGAAAGAAAUAUCAGGACUGAGGAUCUCGAUGACAUCAUCAGGGUGGCUGCUUCGCUUCAGAAGACUGACAAGGGUGAAGAACUGGACAAUCUCAUUAGAAUGAACAAAAGCUUGAACAGAAAUCAAGGUCUUGACGGCCUCUUCCAAGCAAACCUGAAGGCACAGCAGAUAGACAAAAGAGCCCAGAGUCUUGAAAGUCUCAUCUAUAUGAACACCCAGAUGGACGGAGAUGCCAAAGGCAAUCCAGCCUUUGGAAGUCUUAAGAAAAUCCAUCAAAGGACGGACAAAGAGAAAGGCCAAGGCCUCAGACCAGUUCCCAAAAUGAGUGUCACAGCAGACAAAAGCAGCAGAAGAGGUAGAGAGCUUGAUAAUGUUAUGAAGAUCAAGUCCAGAGGACAUGAGAACACUUCUGGGAAACAAGACCUUGAUGGACUGAUUAAAGUGAAUCCUGAGACACACACAAACGUGAAGAGGGGCCAGAGCCUUGACAAUCUGAUCAAAGUCACCCUAGAAGUAAACAAGAGCAACCAUGGGAGUCAAAAUCUUGACAGUUUCAUCAAAGCUGCGCCCACAACCAACAGAGCGGACCAAGGCUAUCAACACGAUCUUGAUGAACGUAUUACUACGCGCUCCAAAGCUACCAAAACUACUGCUGGACACCAAGAUCUUGAUAAGUUCAUAGAAGUGAAUCCUGAUGUUCUUGAAAACAAUCAAAGAAACCAUGACCUGGAUGGCAUCAUCAGAGGGAACCCUACAGUGACAAGACUAAGCCAAGAUUUGGACAACCUUAUUAAAGUGAAGUCUCCUGCCCUCAGAAACACAAAUCGAGACCGGGGCCUAGAAAACUUAACUGAAGUAGAUUCUCAUAUAUCUGAAAAUAAGAAUGGGAGGCUCAAUGGCCAAGUCAAUGAAGUCACCAAAAAUCUACUCAAGGAGUCCACGAGAACCUCUGUCUAUUCUUAUGAGGCCAGAAACAGCCUCAGCUCCAAUGCUGGAACCAGGAAUGUUGGUCCUAAGGACACGGUUGUCUACACAAGGACAUAUGUGGAGAAUAGUAGAUCACCAAAGGACGGAUAUCAGGAAAAUAUCUCAGGAAAAUAUAUACAAACUGUUUAUUCAACUUCAGAUAGGUCUGUCAUUGAAAGAGAUAUGUGCACUUACUGCCGCAAGCCCUUGGGGGUAGAAACCAAAAUGAUUUUAGAUGAGUUGCAGAUCUGCUGCCAUUCCACCUGCUUUAAGUGUGAAAUAUGCAAACGGCCUUUGGAAAAUCUGCAAGCCGGUGACAGUAUCUGGAUUUACAGGCAGACUAUACAUUGUGAGCCCUGCUACUCUAAAGUGAUGGCCAAGUGGAUUCAGUAACACUGAUAAAUGAAGAUGAAAAGCCUUCAGUGAAGAAUUUAAAACUACAUUUUAAGAAUAUAUAAUCUAGAAAAGAUUUACAUUGAAGAUUAUUUCUUGUAUUAACAAUUUUGUUAUUUCACAAGUAAUCUAAUUACUUUGAAUAAGAUAGCACACAUGAAAAGAGCCAUGUGGUAUUUGGUAAGAUCUAGUGAUAAAUAUUCACAUAGUGCUUGCUACCAAAGUCAAUGGCAGUGAGCAUUGUCAACCCUGCACAGGCCAGCCCUGCUCCAUGUUUAGCUGCUCAUCAUGAUUUUCAAUAACCAAGUCUUCCAUCUUCUCACCUAUCUUCCCUAAUAGUGUGUAUUAGCGCUUUAUUGAUACCCUGACAAAUAGGCUGAUAGAAGCAAGAUAUACUUCUUCCUUUUUCUACAAACAAAAAUGCGCAUAGAAAUUUUCUUACAAAAUUUUUCAAGAAGAGCAGUGUAACAAGUCGUUUGAACUUUUGAAAGUCAAAGUUCCCAGACUUCUGUGAUGUUCUCUGUGAUGACACAGACGUUAGACAAAGUAAUUUUUAAAGUCCCUUUUUGCCUUUCCAGUUGUCUGAUUAUAAAAAAAAAAUGGAAUUUUCUGCUUAGAAACAUAUUGGUAUAUUUGUAAACAGUAUUGAGAUAUACAAAUAAUUUCACCUAGUGUCAUCCUUCAGUCUAUCAUAGGCUUAUCUUUUAUAGACUGUUCUUAAAACUGAAAUUAAUAGUUUUAUGGGUGGUAGUUAAAACCAUAUGAUGUGCAAUUUGUUAAACUUUCUUUGCAUGCAUUUCAAAAUCUGAGAAAUAAUAGAUAUGGAUUACAAACAUGUUAUUUGUGUUCAUGUAACAGUUUCUGUUUAC